Entelurus aequoreus (snake pipefish) is the source of this 3062-nucleotide messenger RNA. RefSeq names its product potassium voltage-gated channel subfamily V member 2. NCBI's taxonomy places the organism in Eukaryota, Metazoa, Chordata, Actinopteri, Syngnathiformes, Syngnathidae. The record is from RefSeq and is a predicted model, not a curated record. Gene Ontology annotation, biological process: protein homooligomerization; potassium ion transmembrane transport. The transcript is spliced from 4 exons. Gene Ontology annotation, molecular function: delayed rectifier potassium channel activity. The coding region runs from base 22 to 1788 and encodes 588 amino acids. Gene Ontology annotation, cellular component: voltage-gated potassium channel complex; membrane.
UCAUGCAGUUGAUCUUCUUGCAUGCUAAGAGACAAGCACUGCAGCUUUUCAACCUGUAAGCACUUUUCUUAUUGCUCUCCGAGAACAAGAUUCUGUUUUCCUGGUGGUUCCUUGGAAUAUUGUUGCAAUUCACCAAAAAGUGUUUUUUUGUUUUGUUUGAAAGCUGCCAAGAUGGAGACUAUAACACCUCGGUUGAAGUUGCUGAAGAAGCGGCGCUCCAGCCUCUUUGUUACGAUCAAACGGGAAAUGAGCUUUUCGAAAAGCAUUGAGGAGCAGGAAGCUGAAUUCCCGUUUUCCCAGGACAGUUCUAUAAAGCUCUGGACGUCCAUGGACAACCUGGACAAUCCCGAUGGACAGAAACCUCGGGGAAAAGAUGCACCAAACCUGAGGAAAUCCAACAUAGUUAACCUCAACGUGGGUGGAAAGGUGUUCCACAUCCCCAAACAUUUGGUCCUCAGACACCCAAAAACCAGGAUAGGAGUUCUUGCCAUGUGCCAAGAUCCCGUCAAGCGGCUGACGCUCUGUGACGACUACAGCGUUCAGAACAACGAAUUCUUUUUUGACCGAGACCCAACGUUUUUCCACUACAUCUUCCACUUUUACUGCAGCAAUGUCUUGUGGGUGAUGGACAGUCUCUGCCCCAUCAACUUUGAAGAAGAGAUGUCCUUCUGGGGCCUGAAAUUGAAGGACACUCCCAGGUGCUGCCGUAUUCUGUUUGAGGAGAAAGUGGAUGACAUAAGAGACCAACUGAAGGUCAACCAGGAGCUUAUUGACGAGAUUAAGCCUCACCAGGACGACUACGGAUACAAGGAAAUGUUUCUUGGCGGCUUCCGGAAGAUUCUCUGGGACCUAAUGGAGAACCCUUACUCGUCCAUGUCCGCCAAAGCUUUUGCCGUGUUCUCCAGUCUCUUUGUGCUCAUCUCAAUCGUCUCCAUGACGUUGAACACGGUGAAGGAGCUCAGGCAGUACAAACUGGCCGGCAAAACCUACAUGGAGUGGGUUGAAGUGAGUUCCAUCCUCUUCUUCACUCUGGAGUACUUUCUGCGUUUGCUCACCACCUCUGACAUCAAACACUUCGUCAAGAGCGCCCUCAACUUUGUGGACGUGGUGGCCGUCAUGCCCUAUUUCAUCCAGAUUAUGUUUGAGACUUUUGUCAUCGAUUCGGAGGACUUAAGCCAGAAGGAAGAUUUGAAGGCCAUGGCGAGGGUCAGCAAAGUCAGCAAGGUGCUCAAAGUCGUCAAGCUCAUGCGCAUCUUCCGUAUCCUCAAGCUGGCUCGUCACUCCACAGGCAUGAGGGCCUUUGGCUUCACCAUUCGCCAAUGUUCGGAGCAGGUGUGUUGUCUGUUUCUCUUCAUCGCCAUGGGCAUCUUCACCUUCUCAGCUCUCAUGCACUCCGUGGAGGUGGACCAGCCUGGGACGCCAUUCAGCAGCAUCCCGGAUGCCUGGUGGUGGGCAGCGGUGAGCAUCUCCACCGUGGGCUACGGAGACGUGGUCCCCAUCUCCUAUCUGGGCCGCUGCGUGGCCUUUGGCUGCAUCUCCUUCGGCAUAAUCCUCAACGGCAUGCCCAUCUCCAUUCUUUUCAACAAGUUCUCCGACUACUACGCCAAGCUGAAGGAGCAAGAAUACACCUUUUCCAACACCGAGCGGGCCUUCCAUCUCCAGAAGCGCCUGCGGAACAAGUGCGACAGCUGCUUCACGCCGCAGGCGGAGGACUCGGACGACGAGAUCCACUAUCGGCCCAGCGGAAGGCAAACCCUCUCGGAGGAGGAGGAGGAGGCGCAGGAGUGAAAAAGAACGAGGAGGAAGGGAGGCGACCAUAUUGGAACCUCGCUAACCUGAAAUGGCCUUAUCACGCUUGGUGCAGGGCUCAAAUUUAACCGCGGAAAAUGCCGCGACCACCCUCGUCUUUCGCUGUAAUGCCCAAAAAAUUGACCAACAUUUGCGGCAAGAACUUGCCGUGACCGCCCUUGACUUUUUACUUGUUAAUGGACGAGGGAUGUAACAGUAAACGGUAUAAUGAUAAUUUGCGAUAGUUAGUAAUACCGUUUAAUUUUUUAAUUACCCCCAAAAAAACGUCAUUUAUUAAUGCAUUUUCGGCAACAUGAAGUCAGACGCACGCGCACUAGCGGUGUUUGGCUUAAUAAUCAUGGCGGACUAACUACACAGACUUUGCUGCGGAGAUUUCCCGUUGGAGUAAACAGAGCCAAGCGCUUGGUUUAACGUCAUUUUCCCUCGCUUCCCGCCGUGUGUUUAAGAGCACACUGCUGUGUUUAGAUGGAGACAGGUGUGGACAAUAUUGGAGACACUUGUCCCCACACUAAAAGUAUACAGCGAAAGAGAAAACUAUUUGAUGUUUUGCAGCAGGCGAUGUGUCGUGAACGUUGUCACAGCUUGUUUAUAAAGUCUUUACUUUGUUUACUGGGAUGUUCACUCCUCCUUUAUUUAAUUGCAAACUAUAUCAGUGUUCAAAUAACAGCAAUACUGGCUAUAAUGUUUUGUCAUCUCAUCGAACUGAACAAAGGCUGUGAAGAUUGUUUAUUCAAUGUGAAAGGGAUCACUCCUGUUUUUUUGUUGUUGGCCAAACUGUUGUACUGAAACACCAGGGAGGCGUUGGAGAAGAACAAAGCUUGUUUACUAGACUUCAUCUUCAUUAGCCAAACUGCUUGGUGUUUUAUUUUGAUAUAUAAUUUUUUUCAUGUCAUUAUGGUGUUACUUCAAAAAACAUUCAUGUGACACAUCAUUUUGUUAAUGUUUUAUUGUGUAUAGUUAAUUCCUAUAUGACAUAUUUCUGCUCAAACUCUUAAUGGAUCUGUCCCGAUACAGCAUGCACAUGUACAUAUAAAUGUACAUCACUUAAAUAAAUUAAAUAAAUAAAAACUCUCUCUAUCAAAAUGUAAAAAUAGAGAUAAAGGCAUCAUGUAAUGACAAAAAGCUGACAAGUUGAUGUUAUUAAAGAAUUUAAAAAACUAAUAUUUUUCUAUAAAUAUAUGGAUAAUGUUUAUCUAUAGUCUUUUUAUUAGACAUUAAAAAUGACAUGAUGGUAUUACGUUCACACCCCAACA